Molecule: messenger RNA, 2370 nt
Organism: Closterium sp. NIES-65
Lineage: Eukaryota; Viridiplantae; Streptophyta; Zygnematophyceae; Desmidiales; Closteriaceae
Source: the annotation of a GenBank genome assembly
AUGUCGGACUACGUUCCGCUGGCAGCCCAGGCGCGGGUGAACCUGACCGGUGACGCCACAACGCCGGCCGGCGUCCGCCCCACCACCAUUCCGGCAGUGACGCUGCGUCUGAUUUACUAUCUAGAUGCGUUGGCUAAAAUUCUCGUCGACCCUGACAUUCCGCCGCCACCUGUAGGCGACCCCCAAAAGCGACGUCCUAGCCAGCUGGAGGAGGACUCUUCGUCUAGCGAUGAGGAGGAGGAACCCCAGCCCGGCCCGGGACCUAGACGCCAACGUCGGCCGCUCAAUCGAGCCGAGAGGGAUCGAAGAGAGAUAGAGGAGGCGUUGGCCGAGGACGAACUCGAGGAUAGGCUGUACGCGAGCGUCCCGCGAGGAGAGUUUACUGCGGCUGAGUUUGUGGUCGAGGAUCUGAAGAACAGCGACAUUGAAGUGCUGAUAGCCAAUGCCCUUCGCCACACGGAGACGCUCGAGGAAGGGUCGUCGCUGCAGCAGAACAUAUCGUGGAUACUAGACUACAAGCGGUGGGCGGUGGAUGCUCUUCCGUCAGAAGGUGACGACCUGGAGCCGGGGUCCAUACUCACUGACAAGGACAAAAUUGGCAAGCACAUCGGCGAUGAUUUGGGCGAACGUUGGCACACCGCCCCGCGCCAGUUCAUCUGGUUGCACGGCCCGAGGACCAACGAGCCUCGAAUUCGCGCUUACGUCUUGUUCAGAGCGCGAGAGACCCUCAUCGAGGCAAUGAGGAGCGAAGAGGGCAACACCGCCAUGCGCACGCAGCCGAUCAAGCCUUGCACGGUCAACAUGCUACUCGGCCGCAUCAAGGCCCUUCAGAUGGCGGCAAGCGUACGCGAGAUCACGCUCGCCGACAUCUUUCUGUACCGCCUUGCUAGCGGGUCGUCGGUGAACCCUGACAACCGGCCAAUGGUCAUGGUCAUCGAGCAGCGCAACUCGAAGACGUGCAAGGACGCCCGUCUUCAUCACAGCUACGCGGCGAGGCACUUAGAGGCGGAACUGUAUGUUGUGGGCGAUACAAUCCUCUGGCUGCACUUCAUCUACGACCAGGUCCCCCAGAUCUUCGGCGUCCCCAUAAUUCCGCCGCUGGACGUACGCCGACCGGAGCUCUGGUACAACAAGCAUCUCUUCUUCGCCCGCUACGACAAGGAUCAGGGUUUGCUGCCGUCGUCGAGCCAGCAACGAAUCACUCGGCAGCUGUGGACGGCCAACAAGGUUUUCAUCAAGCGCAACGUGCACGCCGCUCGCGCCGGCAGGGCAGAAGAGUUGGCUGACCAAGGCACGCCGCGCGCCGAGAUAGCCGAAUUGGGUCACUGGGCUAUUGACAAGAUGACGAGGAGUUACAUCACUUCAAUUCCAGUCGGGGUGGUGAUGAGGAAGGCCGGCUACUCCGGAGCCCGAAGCGACUACUUCCUGGGCCGCAACAGGCUACCUCCCAGCGCAGACCUCGAAAAAACCAUCGCCGCGCACAUAUUUCCCGGCGUCGAGGAACAGUUGGGGGCGGCGUGGGCGAAGGACAUCGAGAAGAUUGACACCGAGACGAUCGCCAAGCACCGGUCGCCGAUCCCGACCCAGCCAGCUAUGAAGGUGGAGAAGGAGCUCGAGGAGGCGCGUGCUGCUAUCGCGGCGAGGGACGCCGAGAUCUCCCGGCUCAUGGAGGAGCUCAAGAUCUCCGAGGCACGUAGGGCGCCAGCGCCACAGGCGCCUUCUAGGCCGACGACCCUGGAAGAGGAGGCAGCUGCGGCCGCUAAGCAAGCUCAGUUGGACGCCGACGCUCACUACGAGGCCCUGGUUGUGAACCCAUGGAGAAAGGUCGAGACUGUGGCAGAGGCCUGGCGCUUCUGGAACUGCCCCACCACCACGGACCGCCGGCAUCUCUGCGACAGGAUCAACGAGCCAGGUUUCAUCGGGCGGCACAGCCUCCUGGGCAAGUCGUCGGCCAGCGCAAAACGGGGUGAGAUGCGCCGAAUGAGGAGGGCGAUGGAGGCCGUGCGCCGCUUCCGUUCGUCAGACGGAGAGGCCGACACCGCCGCCGUCAUCAAGAAACUCGACGAGCUCGCUGCGUCGGGAAUUGUGACCUUCUGCGAUGCUCUGAAGAUCAUCGACGCCGAUACGCUUCCGAUACGCACGGAGGGGAACCUGGGCAUCAAGGGGCUUUCUAAGGGUGAAAAGCCCAAGCUGACGGUUGCUUGGGGACUGGUGGCGGCGGGAUACAUGACGCACAAGUGGGGCGAGGACAUGUUCCCAACCACGUGGGAAGAGCAGAAAGCUGUGGCGGCCCAAACGGCCGCGGAGCAGGCCGCUGCUAGACCGCCGCCGCUGCCGACGAAGACGUCCAAGCGUCGGAAGCCGGGCUGA